AUGGUUUAUAUGAAAAGAAUAUGUGGAGAAAGUGUAGAUAAUGAUAGUGUUCUUUUAACAAAACACAUUACUAGAAUAGAAUUUUGUUUUUUUAUUCGAAUUGAUAAAGACCACUCAAAUAUACAUCCUCAAAAAACGUGUUAUAGAUGCUUUUCAAUAUUAAGAAAUAUUGAAAAAGGUUCAAACACUGAACUAAAAAUAAGAUCAUGGCCUGAAAAUUGCAAUCUAACUGAAUGUGUUUGUUUUAAAUCCAAUAAAGGAAGAAAAAAAAAUAAAAAGAUAAGUGGAAGACCUUCGAGUAUUAGUUAUAAAGAAAAUAUUUGGACAAGACACAAAAUAAAUAACAUACAAUCUAAACUUUCACCUCAAACUAAACUUAAUCUUAAACUGCAAGAUAUUAACUGCACCUUAAACCCUCAUGUGCAUCUUUGUGUUUGUACUAUUUGCAAUGACAUUAUGCAUAAACCAAUUAUUAUAAAAAACUGUCUUCAUUCAUUCUGCGCAUCAUGUCUAUUACCACUUAUCAUUGGCAAACAAAUAGCAAAAACAAAGUGUCCUAAAUGUUCCUUGUCAAUUCCAAGCGAUGGUUUAAUUUCAUCAACGAAUGUCAUUGAAAUGAUAGAAAAUUUACAAGAAGUAUGCAAGCAAGGUUGUGGUAGAUUGUUUAAAAUCACACAACUGUCAGAACGAAAGAAACAUCAAAAAACUUGUCAGAAAACUCAAAUAUCAAGUUCAACAACAUUAUCAUUACCAACAUCAUCAACUUCACAAAUAAACCUUUCAGAUAUAUUUGCAUUGGAUUCAACAAGUAUUAUACCAAGAAACAUUGAAGAUGCUGCUCUGCAUGUAAUAAAACAAAAAAUGUCUCAAACAACAUCCAAUGUAAUUGAAUUUCCAACAGGUGGACCAAGGCCCUUAUGCUUCACAUUAACACCAAGAGCCUACAAAGAAAGUUCAGAUGUAUGUUUACGCACAAUUCGUAGAAGACAAUUACAGCUAAAACAUAAUAUGAGCAAAACAUGUGGAGAAAGCAUCAGUUCUACAAUCAAGCAAACUGCUACUCUUUUGAAAUCUUUUAAUGAAAAUGAAAAAGAACAUAUUCUGAGCAAAUCAAAUAUUUCAAAAGCCAAAAUAUCUGCUGAAGAAAUGAUCAGUUUAAAAGCAAACAUGAGCAGUACUUAUGUCAACAUGAAAAUAUUAUCAAGGUGGUUGAAAAACAAGAAUGUAAUAUGUGCUUCUAAUGCAAAACAAAGAAAUGUGGCUAAAAAUUGGUCAUGUGAUGCUCUUAUUGUUAAAAAUGCUCCAUUUAUGGUUGAAAAAAAAGAUUCAAAAGGAUCUUAUGAAAUCAAGGAAUUGCCAUGUGCAUAUAUCGAAAAUCUACAAGGACAUAUAACAAAUGUACUAGAUAGACUAGAUAGCAACAACCUUUUAUUAUACAACAAGAUUAAAGACAACAAAAUCCAUAUAAAAAUAGGAGGUGAUUAUGGAGGUGAUUCGUUUAAAAUGUUUUACCAAGUGGCGAAUGUGGAGAAGCCUAAUGCCAAAACUAAUACAACAAUAUUUAAUAUAUUUGAGGCAAAAGAUUAUACCACAAAUUUGAAAAUUUCAUUGGCAAGAUUUACAUCAGAUAUUGAUUUGUUGCAAAAAAUGAUUUGGAAGUAAGAACAUAUUACAAACAACAAAAUAAUUCAAUUAUUCAAACACACUACAAUUCAUAAACAUCCAUCCAAUAUUUGACAUAAACAAAAUCAUCAACUAUUCAUUUCUUACCACAAUUGUCAGGAAUAUGAUGGAUUACAGUUUCUUUUUAAAGAAAUGUAUAAUAAUUCAAUUCUGUUCAAUUUUAGAGAAAAACAAAUUCGCGUAUUUGUAUUUGGUGAUUAUGAAUUUUUGUAUGCAAUUUAUGGAAUAACUGGUGCAAAUGGUGAGUACAUAUUUAAUACAGAUUUCUUUAAAAUAACUCAUCUACGCCAGAUAUAUGGAACAUGAUUUAUUUUGCCUUUUUAACACGAACUUGUUCAUUAACUUUAGGUAGACACUCAUGCCUGUUUUGCAACAUCACAAGUCAAGGAAUGUCAAAUCCAAUUAACGAUAACAUUCAAAUGCGAUCACUUAAGACACUGGAUUUAUCUCUAGCAAAAUUUAACAACCAUGGUGCAGAUCCUAAGUUUGCUAAAUUAUGUGACAAUGUUAUUGACCAACGGUUGUUUAAUGUGCCACUUGAUCAGGUGCUUUGUUUUUAUUGAUUACUCCUAUUUUAUUUAUUAGGCAUUAUUCGCAAAUUCACAUGAAUAAUUGUUUAUUCAAUAUAAUACAAUACAAGUUAUUUUUGUGGUAAAUGUAAAUGGUGGUGUAUGCAAUUGUAAAUAAUAUAAACUUUCUUGUACUAUUAGAUAGGAGUUCCUGCUUUACAUAUCUCACUUGGUAUAUACUUAAAGUUUUUCAACAUGUUAGAAGACUCUUGUCACACAAUUGACAUAAAAAUUGCAGGUCUAAUGGCAGUAAACAACCAAACGCUUGACUGUGAGGAGUUUAAUGCAUAUAUAGAGCACCAGCGCCCAAUAAAUCAACUUCAAAUAAGUGUUCAAGAACUUGAAGAUAAAAUACGUGUUAUAACAGAAGCACUUGAAAUGCAAAUACUUUUUAACCCUGAAAAUGAAGAAAAAAUUAAAUUAGUAUUUGAACCUCACUUGAUUCACUUUGGAAAGAAAAAGAAA
This is a messenger RNA of Hydra vulgaris (swiftwater hydra), 2717 nucleotides long. Lineage: Eukaryota; Metazoa; Cnidaria; Hydrozoa; Anthoathecata; Hydridae. The record is from RefSeq and is a predicted model, not a curated record.